GCGGCCGGCACCGCACCGCAGCGGGUGCAGACAAUGGGAGCGGCGCCGGCCGCAGCGGAGACCCAAGCCCCAGGCGGAUGCGAGGCCGCGCCAUGAGCCCCGCAGCCGGGCGCCCCCCUGCGCCGCGCGCGGGCCGAGGCGAGCGGCCUCUGAGACCCCGGGCCCCGCCUUGGGGCCGGCGAUGAGCAGCCGGGGCUGAGGAUGAUGGUAGAUUGCCAGAGCUCCACGCAGGAGAUCGGUGAGGAGCUGAUCAACGGGGUCAUCUACUCCAUUUCCCUGCGCAAGGUGCAGCUGCAGCAUGGCGCGAGCAAGGGCCAGCGCUGGCUCGGGUGUGAGAAUGAGUCGGCCCUGAGCCUCUACGAGACCUGCAAGGUGCGGACAGUGAAGGCGGGCACACUGGAGAAGCUGGUGGAGCACCUGGUGCCUGCCUUCCAGGGCAGCGACCUUUCCUACGUCACCGUCUUCCUGUGCACCUACCGAGCCUUCACCACCACCCAGCAGGUGCUGGACCUGCUCUUCAAAAGGUACAGUAGAUGUGACGCCCUCACGGCCUCCUCUAGAUAUGGCUGCAUCCUCCCGUACUCCAGCGAGGACGGCGGGCCGCAGGACCAACUCAGAAACGCCAUCUCCUCCAUCCUGGGCACCUGGCUGGACCAGUACUCGGAGGACUUCUGCCAGCCUCCAGACUUUCCCUGCCUCAAGCAGCUGGUGGCUUAUGUGCAGCUCAACAUGCCUGGCUCUGACCUGGAGCGCCGCGCCCACCUGCUCCUGGCCCAGCUGGAAGACAUGGAGCCCAGCGAGACUGAGCCUGAGUUGUUGUCACCAGCACCAGUGCUAGCUCUAAGGCCUGCUGCAGAGCUGGAGCCAGCUCCGGUCCCGCUCCUAACAUCCACACCCAUAGCUGCGCCAGCCUCAGGCCCCCAGCUGGAGCCAGCCGUGGCUUCCGAGCUCGUGUUGGCUCCAGCACCUGCUGUAGAGCAAGAGCCAUUGCUGGAGCCUGAGCCACGUGCAGUGGCUGCUGCAGAGGAGCCGGAGCCCGCUCAGACACAGACUCCAGAGCUGGAGCUGGCCCCGGGCCCCGGGCCAUCUGUCGAGCCACCCUGGCCGCCUCCUCCGGGGGCCGCAGAGAAUGGACUGAGCCGGGAGCAGCCUCAUGUCCUGGUGUUCCCUCCUGACCUGGUGGCGGAGCAGUUCACGCUGAUGGACGCGGAGCUGUUCAAGAAGGUGGUACCCUACCAUUGCCUGGGCUCCAUCUGGUCCCAGCGGGACAAGAAGGGCAAGGAGCACCUGGCGCCCACCAUCCGUGCCACCGUCGCCCAGUUCAACAAUGUGGCCAACUGUGUCAUCACCACCUGCCUUGGGGACCGGAGCAUGAAGGCCUCGGACAGGGCCCGGGUGGUGGAGCACUGGAUCGAGGUGGCCAGGGAGUGCCGUGUCCUGAAGAACUUCUCCUCCCUCUACGCGAUUCUCUCUGCCCUGCAGAGCAACGCCAUCCACCGCCUGAAGAAGACGUGGGAAGACGUCUCCAGGGACAGUGUCCGGAUAUUCCAAAAACUGUCUGAGAUUUUCUCUGAUGAGAACAAUUACUCACUGAGCAGAGAGCUGCUCAUCAAGGAAGGGACCUCCAAGUUUGCCACCCUGGAGAUGAACCCCAGGCGAGCUCAGAGGCGGCCAAAGGAGAUGGGUGUUAUCCAAGGCACUGUCCCCUACCUGGGCACGUUCCUCACUGACCUGGUGAUGCUGGACACUGCCAUGAAAGACUAUCUAUAUGGAAGACUGAUCAACUUUGAGAAGAGGAGGAAGGAAUUCGAGGUGAUCGCCCAGAUCAAACUGCUGCAGUCUGCCUGCAACAACUACAGCAUUGCGCGUGAGGAGCACUUUGCAGCCUGGCUCGGGGCCCUGGAGCGGCUCAGCGAGGCUGAGAGCUACAGCCUGUCAUGCGAGCUGGAGCCCCCAUCCGAGUCGGCCAGCAACACCCUCAAGUCCAAGAAGAGCACAGCCAUCGUCAAGCGUUGGAGCGACCGCCAGGCCCCCAGCACCGAGCUCAGUACCAGCGGCAGCUCCCACUCCAAGUCCUGUGACCAGCUCAGGUGCGGCCCCUACCUCAGCAGCGGGGACAUCGCCGACGCCCUCAGCAUGCACUCAGCCGGCUCCUCCAGCUCGGAUGUAGAGGAGAUCAACAUGAGCUUUGUCCCAGAGUCCCCGGAUGGCCAGGACAAGAAGUUCUGGGAGUCGGCCUCCCAGUCCUCCCCAGAGACCUCAGGCAUCAGCUCGGCCUCCAGCAGCACGUCCUCCUCGUCGGCCUCCACCACACCCGUGGCCACCACGCGCACCCACAAGCGCUCCGUCUCAGGGGUCUGCAGCUAUAGCUCCUCACUGCCGCUGUACAACCAGCAGGUGGGCGACUGCUGCAUCAUCCGUGUCAGCCUGGAUGUGGACAACGGCAACAUGUACAAGAGCAUCCUGGUGACCAGCCAGGACAAGGCUCCCACUGUCAUUCGCAAGGCCAUGGACAAACACAACCUGGAUGAGGAUGAGCCGGAGGACUACGAGCUGGUGCAGAUCAUUUCCGACGAUCGCAAGCUGAAGAUCCCUGAAAACGCCAACGUGUUCUACGCCAUGAACUCUACUGCCAACUAUGACUUUAUCCUGAAGAAGCGGACCUUCACCAAGGGCACGAAGGUCAAGCACGGAGCCAGCUCAACCCUCCCUCGCAUGAAGCAGAAAGGACUCAAGAUCGCCAAGGGCAUCUUCUAGGGCCUCUCCCUGGGUUCUGGCGGCCCGGUGGCUCAGCGCUUGUGGCCCAAGUAGCCAGGCCAGGCCCCUCCCUGCUGCCUCCCUGCCAGCCCAGGCCAGCUCCAUCUCCAGUCUCACUGAACCUCUCCUGCUGCCGGGAUUGACGCCUGCCUGUGACAGGCUGACCUGGCCUCCGUGGACCACUUGCUGCCUUAGGUGCCUUCUGCUUUCUGGAACCAGAGGACCGCGCCACCCUGUCAAGGAGGCCUGCCCCCGGGCGCCACCCUCCAGGCCCUUCCCUGACAUCGUCCCAGGUGCUGGUCACUGCCACCUGUGCCCCAGGCACCCCAGGGCGCCCUCGCAGCCAGCGGGACUGACCACUGCCAUUCUCUCCUGCCCACGGGCACCAGGCCGUGGCCUUCCAGGGUCCCGGCCCCUCCUGCCACCACUCUAGCCUUUCUUGGGCUGCACCAAAGAUUCCAUCAUCGGGGCUGAGCAGAGCGAGAGGCUCUCAUCACCCGCGCUCUUCACCCGUGGGUGUCGCACCUCACGCCACUGCAAGUGCCAUUCACCACCGCAUUCAGGCUGGGCAAAACCACAGGAGACGGGUCGGGAGAGAAGGGGGCUUGGGGGAGGCGGAGGGCAAUUGAAUAUUUGUAUAAAAAGGAAAAGAUGUUUACUGAUUGGGGCGGGGC
This is a messenger RNA of Octodon degus (degu), 3431 nucleotides long. It is a transcript of the gene Ralgds, whose product is annotated as ral guanine nucleotide dissociation stimulator. NCBI's taxonomy places the organism in Eukaryota, Metazoa, Chordata, Mammalia, Rodentia, Octodontidae. Bases 202 to 2757 code for a protein of 851 amino acids. The transcript has 18 exons. Gene Ontology annotation, molecular function: guanyl-nucleotide exchange factor activity. Gene Ontology annotation, biological process: Ras protein signal transduction; positive regulation of GTPase activity. The record is from RefSeq and is a predicted model, not a curated record. Gene Ontology annotation, cellular component: plasma membrane.